CAGGCGCCGUGGCCGUUUCCGGGAUCUGUCAGCAGCUCCCUCUGGGCCUCGGUCCUCCGCCCGCGGCCGCCGGAGCCUGUUCGCGUCGACUGACCAGAGUCCGCGAAUUCUCCGCUCCGCGCGGGUCUGGACUGCCCGACUCCAGUGUUCUAUCUUUUGAAAACACUAAGAACAAUGUCUCUGCAUCAGUUUUUGCUAGAGCCAAUUACCUGUCAUGCCUGGAACAGGGAUCGUACCCAGAUUGCCCUUAGCCCCAAUAAUCACGAAGUCCACAUCUAUAAGAAGAACGGGAGCCAGUGGGUGAAAGCUCAUGAACUCAAGGAGCACAAUGGACACAUCACAGGUAUUGACUGGGCUCCCAGGAGCGACCGCAUCGUCACUUGUGGGGCAGACCGUAAUGCCUAUGUCUGGAGUCAGAAAGAUGGUGUCUGGAAACCAACCCUGGUGAUCCUGAGAAUUAAUCGUGCAGCCACUUUUGUCAAGUGGUCCCCGCUAGAGAAUAAAUUUGCUGUGGGAAGUGGAGCACGACUCAUUUCUGUUUGUUACUUCGAGUCCGAAAAUGACUGGUGGGUAAGCAAACACAUUAAAAAGCCAAUUCGAUCCACCGUCCUCAGUUUGGAUUGGCAUCCCAACAAUGUUUUGCUGGCAGCUGGAUCAUGUGAUUUCAAAUGCAGAGUGUUUUCUGCAUACAUUAAAGAAGUGGACGAAAAGCCAGCCAGUACACCCUGGGGCAGCAAGAUGCCUUUUGGUCAGCUGAUGUCAGAGUUUGGUGGCAGUGGCACUGGUGGCUGGGUGCACGGGGUUAGCUUCUCUGCCAGUGGGAGCCGCCUGGCCUGGGUCAGCCAUGACAGCACUGUGUCUGUUGCCGAUGCCUCAAAAAGUGUGCAGGUCUCAACUCUGAAAACGGAGUUCCUGCCCCUCCUGAGUGUAUCAUUUGUCUCUGAGAACAGCGUUGUAGCUGCUGGCCAUGACUGCUGCCCAAUGCUCUUUAACUACGAUGACCGUGGCUGCUUGACUUUCGUCUCCAAGCUAGACAUUCCAAAACAGAGCAUCCAGCGCAACAUGUCUGCCAUGGAACGCUUCCGCAAUAUGGACAAGAGGGCCACGACCGAGGACCGCAAUACAGCCUUGGAGACACUGCACCAGAAUAGCAUCACUCAAGUAUCUAUUUAUGAGGUGGACAAGCAAGAUUGUCGCAAAUUUUGCACUACUGGCAUUGAUGGAGCCAUGACAAUUUGGGAUUUUAAGACCUUAGAGUCUUCUAUCCAGGGCCUUCGGAUAAUGUGAAGCUGAGUGAGCCUCCCACAUCCAGCAUGACAGACUGACAAACUGCCCUGACGGCAGCUCCGCCAUUUGCAUGAUGGUGAGGAGAGCCAGCCGCAAGGAAACACUGAAGACACAUGUCGCACAAAUGUUUGUGUAUUUUUGUUUAAAUAUAAUUGGUGAAAGUGUUGGUUUUUUGAAAGCAGCAGUUAUUGGGUUUUGUUUUGAGUUUGAAAUUUUUUUGGGGGGGUUGGUUUUUGUGUUUUGGUUUUUUGAUUUUUGUUUUUUUGCUAUUUCAUUCCAUUCUUGACCAAAGCUUCUCUUUUAGUAGUUUAUUAUGGAAAAUUGUCACACUAACUUAAAGGGUGGGGAGGUAUAUAAAUUGCUAAAAUAAUUAAAUAAAAAUACUGAAUGUGC
This is a messenger RNA of Pteropus alecto (black flying fox), 1680 nucleotides long. RefSeq names its product actin related protein 2/3 complex subunit 1A (gene ARPC1A). Gene Ontology annotation, biological process: Arp2/3 complex-mediated actin nucleation. Gene Ontology annotation, molecular function: actin filament binding. The transcript is spliced from 10 exons. Gene Ontology annotation, cellular component: Arp2/3 protein complex; actin cytoskeleton. NCBI's taxonomy places the organism in Eukaryota, Metazoa, Chordata, Mammalia, Chiroptera, Pteropodidae. The coding region runs from base 175 to 1287 and encodes 370 amino acids. The record is from RefSeq and is a predicted model, not a curated record.